Pseudophryne corroboree (corroboree frog) is the source of this 2301-nucleotide messenger RNA. RefSeq names its product pleckstrin homology domain-containing family A member 3-like. The record is from RefSeq and is a predicted model, not a curated record. Bases 136 to 1065 code for a protein of 309 amino acids. Gene Ontology annotation, biological process: endosome organization; receptor recycling; retrograde transport, endosome to Golgi. Gene Ontology annotation, cellular component: recycling endosome; trans-Golgi network; early endosome. The transcript has 8 exons. Lineage: Eukaryota; Metazoa; Chordata; Amphibia; Anura; Myobatrachidae.
CAUAUCUGCCCUGCUAGGGGCGUAACUAAUUCUGAUUGGUCACGCCCCUCGCGUUCCAUUGGCUGAUGCAGGUGACUGCUGAAUGAGCUGGUUGAGUGAGUCCUACCUUGCAGCAGGUGCUGCAGGCAUCGGGCGAUGAGGCUUUUGGACAUGGAGGGCUCACUGCUAAAAUGGACUAACUACCUCUCAGGCUGGCAGCCGCGUUACUUUGUGCUGGACAGAGGGAUCUUGUCUUACUAUGACUCACCGGACAAUGUUGGCAAAACAAGCAAGGGCAGCAUUAAAAUGGCAGUGUGUGAGAUCCGAGUGCAUCAGACUGAUAGCUGCCGGAUGGAUCUACUGAUACCAAGGGAGCAGUGUUAUUACUUGUGUGCGGAGAAUGCAGCUGACAGGCAGAGAUGGCUGGUGGCACUAGGAUCUGCCAAAGCCUGUCUGGGUGACAUUGCAACACAACAAACCAAAGAUAGUCUGCCUGAUAAUGAAUCUCUAGGUCGGAAAUUGUCUGAGCUUCGGUUGUUCUGUGAUCUACUUAUGGAGCAGGUGGUGGAAGUACAAGGAGCGGUUGAUGCAGAUGAGCUGGGGGCUGCAUCAAACAUGGAGAAACUCCAUGCAGCAUGUUCUGUGCUACAGGGCACAUGCUCACACAUCUGUGUCACACUAGAUGACUGUAUGAAAUAUGCUAGCACCAACCUACAGCCACUUAAACUUGCACAGGACCCUCCGCUACCUGUUUUACCAGGAGAUGUUGUUGGCAGCAAGCUCCCCCAGAGUCGUAAGGUAAAAUGUUCCCUCAGUUAUCCUGCAGAGCCGAUAUCUCACAGGACAUCUGAUUCCCUACGGCAGAUUCAUGGGCCUACGGUUACGAAGAAUCUUGAGCAAAUGGCAACGCGCUUACACACUAGGGGACGGCAGUACUUACCAUCCAGUGAUGGAACAUCAGGGAAAAAGGACAAUAUACUAUCCAACAACAUUGAUGUUCAGGUCAAAUCAGCUGAGAAGCGCUGCCGCUUUGUAAUAUAUCCCUGGUUGGAAUCUAAAGGUGCCCAUACACUAGACGACCUGUAAAUGAUGAUUUCUCGUUAACGAUUUCCCUUGAACUCCCCCGGCAGCUCCUCAGAAGUCCUGGGCAAACGAUAUAGUACAAUACACAUAAGAUAUAUCUUAAGAUCUGGGAGUGGCUACAUCCAGGAGCAUGCUGACGUUGACGAUAGCUUCAGAUCUUCCCUGCAGCAGGAAAGAUCAGAAGCUCCAACCAACGACCAGAGGGACCGCACAUCGUGAUCGUUCACAGACACUGAAUGAUCUGCACUAUUACUGUCUGUACGAUUUGUAGUUCUGAUCUGUUUUUUGUAGGACAAAUCGUUCAUAAUAUCAUCUAGUGUAUGGGCACCUUAACCUGUGACCCCAGCGCUGUCAGCCAGUAACGCUAAUACCUGUUCUCUCUGUACCAGAUCUUGUAUUAGUUACUAAUAGCAUUCCCUUAUGUAUAAACAGAGGAUAUUAUCGCAGAUUUUUGUUUGCAGCCCUAUUCUGCACGCAAAAUGUGUGAGACACUGGAAGGGCACACAAGGGGUUCGGGUGCUGUUGCCAGAGUUUACACUGGGUCAAUCCAUUUACCUUUGCGGGUUAUUGGAUUGACCCCAGUUUCAACAUGGGUCAUUUACUUAUUUAUUUAUUUAUUUUGAAGAUACAUUGUAUCACGAGCCUUUGUACACUUUCAUAGUAUCCCUAGGUAAAACUUCUGGUAUGGCAUACUAAUUACUAUCACACAGAGAUGGCCGCAGAUCGCAGCCAGAUCUGCCUCCAUCUCUGCACAUGCUGAUGGCCCACCCAGCACAGGGCAAGGCUGACCCCUGGCAGCGCAGCCUGGCUGCACUGUCAGACGGUCAGCAGACAUUUUUUUUUUUUCGUAGCGGCUGCACGCAACAUCACGCAGUCGCCCCAAAAACGGUCCCAGCCUGCCCCCAGUUUUUCUGCUGACCCCCCCCGCAUCGCCGUAAUCGCACCCUCUCAAUGCUGUUGCCUGACAAUCACAUUGCGGUCGCAUCCAUCAGGGAUGCAACUGCAAUGUGAAUGGCCGGGCAGCCACUGUGCGACCGCUGCGUGUGCACAGUUUGCUGCCACCGGCAAACUGCGCUGCGGGCUGCUAUUGAGGUAGGGUCUGAAUGACCCCCUCAGUCUGCAUACAUUGAGUGAACAGUACAUAUUUAUAAAGAGAUAUUAUUACAUAAACAUCAGUUCUAACACAUGACUUCUGUAAGACAUGGCUACAUCUGCACUUUGCUAAAUACAUUUUGUUUU